Messenger RNA from Colletotrichum destructivum, 2185 nucleotides. RefSeq lists its product as uncharacterized. The transcript is spliced from 5 exons. Gene Ontology annotation, biological process: regulation of DNA-templated transcription; DNA-templated transcription. Lineage: Eukaryota; Fungi; Ascomycota; Sordariomycetes; Glomerellales; Glomerellaceae. Gene Ontology annotation, molecular function: DNA-binding transcription factor activity, RNA polymerase II-specific; zinc ion binding; DNA binding. Gene Ontology annotation, cellular component: nucleus. The coding region runs from base 73 to 2091 and encodes 672 amino acids. The record is from RefSeq and is a predicted model, not a curated record.
UUUCCGUCUCCUCGGUUCUCAGACCACGUUUUCAGACAAAAGCCGACAGACAGACACACUUCGGAAAACACAAUGCGGUCAAGUCUCUCGUGCGAAUCUUGCCGCCGCUUACCCCCUGGUUCUACUCCCCGACUCCGCAGGCGGUCCAAGAUCAGAUGCGUCAACAGCGGAACUCCGCCGUGCACCAAAUGUGAAAAGUCCGGGAAAUUGGACUGCACCCUGACGAGGCCGCAAGUCCCGCCUACCCGGAGAGCGGCUGGACGGGCACGGAGGGCGACGGAGGAGGCACCGUCGACUUCCUUCAGUCAUGAUGUCGACUCCCAGCGGCUCCUCGUCUCGGCGCCCCAAUCGCGAGGCCCGGCGACCCCUUCAUCGGGCAUAGAGCAUCGAGAUGGCAGAGAGGAGAUGGAGGGGCACCUUGAACAGAUCCCCAAAGACGUGGUUUUCAUAGCCCUAGAAGCCUUCUGGCGGAAGUUCCCCGAACUUCGCGUCAUCCACCCUUCCUCCUUCAUGGAGUCUUUUGGAUCGACCUGCCCGAGAGAGAGCAAAGCGUUGCUGGCAACUGUCCUUGCCAUGACGAAAACCCAGAAGCCGGACUCGGAUCGUCUGAGGACGCAGAUCUUGUUUCCGAGCGAACGCUACGCGUCUUAUGCGUGCGACGUCUUGGCUGCAUGCAUACUGCAGCCGCCGGACGUAAAGGUCAUCCAGGCACUGCUUAUACUCACGCUCUAUGAAUGGGGUACUCGCGACUUUCACAAAGCUUGGAUGCACUGCGGCAUCGCCAUCCGUAUGAUGCAGCUGCUUCACAGUUCCCGGGUUGCGCCUUUCCCACUCGAGAUCCCUCGCCGCAGCGAGCCGAACAGCCUCACGCCAGCCAUCGAGACCAGGACCUUCUGGGCGUGCUUCAUCAUGGACUGUAUGGUGAGUUCGGGUACAUACAACCCGCGCGUGCUGCCGAAACCAGAGAUGCGCAAGCUCAACGUUCCACGACCGCCUACUUCCACGGAGUUUGCUCUCGGGGCAGGGUCUUCGGGCCAGCCGGAGCAUUCGGGCGAAGACGCCGCCCCAGACCCAGCAAACAGCUCUGUUUACCUCGACCUCGACCAAGGCUUUGGCAUCAUGGCGGACGGUUUCGACAUCUACUCCGACAUUAUGGCCUUUGUCUUCAACGACGGCCGCAAGGCGCCGGGCAUGUGCUUGCCCGAGAAUUGCCCCUGGGCCCCAACAUCCCCCGUGGCGUGUUGGCGUCGCAGGCUCGAGGAAUGGAGGUUGAAACAACACCCUCGGCUGCAUUAUCCCGACAACAGCGUUGCUGCGCAUGCGACGUUGGGCUACGGCGAAUCCUUCGUCUAUCUCAACCUGCUGUACUAUCAGAGCAUCGUGAUGCUUCAGAGGGAAUACUUCCCCUUUCUACCGACCAUGGACAUGACCCCCCAGGGACCGAUCGACCCGCCGAUUCUCGAAGCGGAAGCUCCUCCGGGGUGGUGGGAGCAGAGUGCAAAGGAACUGUUCGAAGCAGCCGCGCAUCUCGCGAGCAUCCUCCGAGACGCGUCGGAGUGUGGCGUGGCAGUCAUGACACCCUUUGCCGGAUUUUGCGCCUUCUCGUCCUGCUACAUCAAUCUCUAUGGCUUUAGGUUCCCGCGCAUCACAUGCGGCUAUGGCCCAAGAGCCGAAGAGCUGAUGAAUUCAAGCAUCGAAUAUCUCAAGAAGUUCCGCGAGGUCUGGGACCUCGGCGAUGGCUGGUUGAAAACAAUUCAGAAUGGGUCUCUGAUGUACCAGAGAGCAACUUCGGACAUUCAGAGGUAUCGUGGGCGGUCCCGUGUCGACUUCAGCGUGCUGCAUCAGUCCAUUCACGAGUUCCGGGUUGUGGACAGGUCGGCGCAGCACUUGGUGGAAAUCAACAACGCCGAGAGGAGCUCGAUCGGGACCGCCGAGGGAGACUCGUUGAGCGAGAAGCAGCAACAGAACGUUGGCUUCAACGCCCAGGGACUGGUCGACGCAACUGGCGCCAUGGACGAUCAAGGUCUCUGGCCGAAUUGGUGGUCGUUGAUGGAAGAUGUUGAUACUUCAGAGAUAUUCACGAUGACUUGAACAUGAUUGAUUGAGAGGAAAAUGGCACCAAGUUCCAAUGAUCAUAAACCGCUUUUUAUCAUGAAGUCUGUCUAUUGCUGUUUGCCACCAUUCU